Suncus etruscus (white-toothed pygmy shrew) is the source of this 4248-nucleotide messenger RNA. RefSeq names its product zinc finger protein 687 (gene ZNF687). NCBI's taxonomy places the organism in Eukaryota, Metazoa, Chordata, Mammalia, Eulipotyphla, Soricidae. Bases 44 to 3709 code for a protein of 1221 amino acids. The transcript has 8 exons. The record is from RefSeq and is a predicted model, not a curated record.
CUCACCCUCCUCCCUUGUUCCCUCAGGGCCGGCUCCCGCCGUCAUGGGGGACAUGAAGACCCCGGACUUCGACGACCUCCUCGCCGCCUUCGACAUCCCCGACAUCGACGCCAACGAGGCCAUCCACUCGGGGCCCGAAGAAGGCGAAGGGCCCGGAGGCUCAGGGAAGCUGGAACCAAACGUCGCGGGUGACUCUGCAGCUGCGGCAGAAGCGGCGGGCGCCGGAGACGGCCCCGGGGUCGCAGGCCCCGCCACCGCCACCGCCACCGCCACCGAGCAGGAUCUGCCGCCGCCCGACAUCUCGGCAGUCAGCGUCAUCGUCAAGAACACGGUGUGUCCCGAGCAGGUGGAGGCGCCGCCCGCCAGCUCAGGUGGGGACGGGACCCGGGGCGGGCCGGUGACGAAGGAAGAGCCCGUUCCGUCACAUCUGAUGCAGAACGGCUUUGGGGGCCCCGAGCCGCCCCUCCCCGGCACUCUGCACUCUCCGGCCCCUUCCAAGGCCAGGGAGACCUGGAAGGAAACCAGCCUGGAGACCAAACCUCCCUUGGAACUCUUCGCGCCUUUCGGGCCGGAGCCCAAAGGCCCCGACCCCUUGCCGUGCGCCACACCGUCGUCCCCUCCUCGGGAAGGGGCCGCCGCCAGCCCCGCGCCCUUUCCCAUCCCCUUUGAACUGCCACCCGGGGCCUUGAAGCAGGAGCGCUGCAGCCCGCUGCCCUUGCAGGGCGCCGAGUCAGAGGCCGGCGGCCUGCCUGCCUGCGCCUCACCCGCUCCCCUGGCCGGGGGGACCCUCAUCAAGCAGUCGCCGGGCCACCGGAGCCCCCCCGCCUCGCCCGAAGUGCCCGGCUGUCGGCCCCUGAAGGAGGAGGAGGAAGAGGGGCCGGUGGACAAGUCCCCCCCGGGCAGCCCCUCCAGCGGAGCCGAGGCCGCCGACGAGGACAGCAACGACUCCGCGGCCUCGCCGGGCUCCUCGCGGCCGCUCAAGGUGCGCAUCAAGACCAUCAAGACGUCCUGCGGGAACAUCACCCGGACGGUGACCCGGGUGCCCUCGGAUCCGGGCCCCCCGGCCCCCGUCGUCGACGCCAGCCCCCUGAAGCUGCCUGCCGCCGCCGCCCCGGCCCCCGACGGCCCGAAGGUGGUGAGCGUGCAGCUGGGGGACGGCACGCGGCUGAAGGGCACGGUGCUCCCCGUGGCCACCCUCCAGAACGCCAGCUCCGCCAUGCUCAUGGCCGCCAGCGUGGCCCGCAAGGCCGUGGUCCUGCCGGGGGCCGCCGCCGCCGCCGCCAGCCCCAAGUCCGUGGCGAAGAGCGUGCUGGGCCUGGUGCCCCAAGCCCUGCCCAAGGCCGAGGCGCGGGCCGGGCCGGGCGCCGGCGGGCAGAAGCUGAACGGGGCCUCGGUGGUGAUGGUGCAGCCGGCCAAGCCGGCGCCGGGGCCCGGGGCCGGCGGGGGCACGGUCAUCUCGCGGACGCAGUCCAGCCUGGUGGAGGCCUUCAACAAGAUCCUCAACACCAAGAACCUGCUGCCCGCCUACCGGCCCAACCUGAGCCCCCCCGCGGAGGCCGGGCUGGCGCUGCCCCCCGCGGGCUACCGGUGCCUGGAGUGCGGCGACGCCUUCUCCCUGGAGAAGAGCCUGGCGCGCCACUACGACCGCCGCAGCAUGCGCAUCGAGGUCACCUGCAACCACUGCGCCCGCCGCCUGGUCUUCUUCAACAAGUGCAGCCUGCUGCUGCACGCCCGCGAGCACAAGGACAAGGGGCUCGUCAUGCAGUGCUCGCACCUGGUCAUGCGGCCCGUGGCGCUCGACCAGAUGGUGGGCCAGCCGGACAUCACGCCUCUGCUGGCCGUCCCGCCCGCCCUCGGCCCGCCGGCCCUGCCCGCCGCGAGCAGGGGCGAGGGGGCCGUCACCUCCUCGUCGUCCUCGGCGGCGGCGGCGGCGGCGGCCGAGGCCCCGGUGCUCCCGCUUUCCGCCGAGCCGCCCGCCGCGCCCGCCGCCUCCACGUACACUUGCUUCCGCUGCCUGGAGUGCCAGGAGCAGUGCCGGGACAAGUCCGGCAUGGCCGCACACUUCCAGCAGCUCGGGGCCCCUUCGCUGGGGGCUGCCAGCACGGUGUGUCCGACCUGCCCCAUGAUGCUCCCCAGCCGCUGCAGCUUCAGCGCCCACCAGCGCAUGCAUAAGAACCGGCCGCCCCACGUCUGCCCCGAAUGUGGGGGCAACUUCUUGCAGACCAACUUCCAGACGCACCUCCGCGAAGCCUGCCUGCACUUCUCCCGCCGCGUGGGUUACAGGUGCCCGAGCUGCGCGGUGGUGUUCGGCGGCGUGAACUCCAUCAAGUCCCACAUCCAGACGUCCCACUGCGAGGUGUUCCACAAGUGUCCCAUCUGCCCCAUGGCCUUCAAGUCUGCCCCCAGCGCCCACGCCCACCUCUACACCCAGCACCCCAGCUUCCACACGCAGCAGGCCAAGAUGAUCUUCAAAUGCGCCAUGUGUGACACGGUCUUCACGCACAAGCCCCUCCUGUCCUCCCACUUCGACCAGCACCUGCUGCCCCAGCGCGUCAGCGUCUUCAAGUGCCCGUCCUGCCCGCUGCUCUUCGCCCAGAAAAGGACCAUGUUGGAUCACCUCAAAAACACCCAUCAGUCAGGGCGCCCCGGGGAGGAGACCCCCGGGAAGGGGGCCGGGGGCGCCCUGCUGACCCCCAAGACGGAGCCCGAGGAGCCGUCCGAGUCUCGGGGAGCAGCCGUGGCCCCCACCGAGACCUCUUCGGAAGAGGAGGAGGAGGAGGAGGAGGAGGGCCCCAGCUCCCCGGAGCCUCCUCGCCCCAGCAAGCGGCCCCGGCCCCCCCGCAGGGAGCUGGGCCACAAAGGCCUCAAGGGGGGCGGCGGGGGCCCCGGAGGCUGGACCUGCGGCCUCUGCCACUCCUGGUUCCCCGAACGCGACGAGUACGUGACGCACAUGAAGAAGGAGCACGGCAAGUCGGUGAAGAAGUUCCCGUGUCGCCUGUGCGAGCGCUCCUUCUGCUCAGCCCCCAGUCUGCGGCGCCACGUCAGGGUCAACCACGAGGGCAUCAAGCGUGUGUAUCCCUGCAGGUACUGCACAGAGGGGAAGCGCACCUUCAGCAGCCGCCUGAUCCUGGAGAAGCACGUCCAGGUCCGGCACGGCCUGCCGCUCGGGGCCCAGUCUCCCGGCCGGGGCAUCGCCCUGACCCAGGGCCCCGGUGCCAGAGCCCAGGGGCAGGCCCGGAAGCGGCGUCCGUCCUCCGACUCCUGCAGCGAGGAGCCCGACAGCACCACCCCGCCGGCCAAGUCCCCCAGGACCGGCCCGGGCCCCCUGCGCUUCCGGAAUUGCGGCCUGGCCGAGUCGAGCCUCCUGAUGGGCCUGCGGGUGGAAGGGGGUGCCCAGCAGUGCCUUGACUGCGGCCUGUGCUUCGCCUCUCCGGGCUCCCUGAGCCGCCACCGCUUCAUCAGCCACAAGAAGAGGCGGGGCGCGGGCAGCGCCGGCGUGCUGGGCCUCGGGGACGGGGAGGAAGAGGGUCGCCCUCCCUCGAGGUCCGACCCGGACGGGGGGGACUCGCCGCUGGCCACGUCCGGGGGCCCCCUGACCUGCAAGGUCUGCGGCAAGAGCUGCGACAGCCCCCUCAACCUCAAGACCCACUUCCGUACGCAUGGCAUGGCGUUCAUCAGGGCUCGCCAAGGGGGCAGCGGGGACAGCUAGGCCCGGCCCGGCCCGGCCCCUCCUGCCUGUCCCCGCUGCCCCCAUCCUGGGGCUGCAUCUCUCUGCUGCUGCCUGGGCCCCGGGGGCGGGGGGUCCCUGGGAUUCCCCUUUCCUUCAGCCCAUCCCUGGGAGCCCCAAAGACACAAGGCUUCCCAGGACUUAGCGGGCCCACUGUCCCCCUCGGACUGGGCCUCCAUUUCUUCUUACUGAGCCCAACACUAAAUAAAUUAACCUCCUGUGCUGACCCCGCCGGGACUGGCGCUGGUCGGGCAGGGCGGGACAGGACGUCCACGCGCCUGCUGACGGCCAGGGCAGCCCCGCGCGCGCAGGCACAACCCGGCACCACUCCGGCCCCCCAGCCCCUCGGCACGCGAGCCCCUCACCCCUGCAGUGCCUUUCACUUGUCUUUCCCCCCUGUCAAGAAUCAUUCCCAGGGGUGGGCCGGUGGGGAUGAGGCCUGUCAAGGGGGUUCUGGGAACGGAGGGGACAGGGUCUCAGGAAUUCUUUGUUGUAGCGAUGAUGAUGAAAAUACUAACGGG